UGACGGGCUCUUCCCCGGAGGAUCAGCCAGAAACUGUUGAGCAAAAAACUGCAUAAAGCCCGCGCCCUCUAACCGCACCAUUCAAUAUGCGCCCUUCCUGUCGCUUCGAUGUCACCUUCCUCAACAAAUCUUAGAUGAUCACCACUUCACCUGUCGAAACCUCCCCUCUUCGAAUUUUGGGCGUGAUCCGAGGGCCCGAGCCCUAAACCGCGGCUUUCCCACCAACCAUCCAUCCCUGCUGGGUUCUCCAAGCUCUCACCACCAUGAAUUUACAAUUUCCACCAUGGCGACACGACACCGAAUUGGCCAUGGUCCGAGACUGGUUCUUUCCGAGCCGGGCGACGCUGGAAUUAUAUUGCACCGUUGCAUCCCUCGCUUCGCGAGACCUGAGGCAGCGUGCUAUUGACAAGGUCAAUCUCUGGCUGUUCAAGGCCGGUCAGCUACCUCCAGCGCUGGUAGCCACGGCAAGCUUGACCGAUGCUCUGAUCCAUGAUGAACAAAGGAGGUCGUUAUCUGGGACAGCCAUCUCGGACCAAGCCAUGCAGAGCAUAUAUGCCAUGGCCUUUGCGAGGUUUGUCAAUGGAUUCGUUGACCGUGAUGUUGCCCGCUCAUAUGCUGCUGAAAUGGCCCGGGACAGUACUCCUGAUGGAGAAGAAGUGACUCGAUUCUCAGCAAGUGCUGCCAAAGGUGAAAGCUCAAUGUAUGCUCACGCCGCCACGAUCGGGAUGCCCCAGAAAUUUGUUGAUCUCCGUCAUCAAGUCACACACGCUGACAUCCCCAAUUUGAUGUAUCUGAGAAAGAUGACAGAACAGGCUUUGGACUGGAUGUGGGAGAGGUGGUGGGUCAAGAGUGCGACUGGCAAUCCGGAACGUGCAUUGAGGGAGCUGGAAGAUAGGCAACGCAUAUCACGAGAAGCGAGAGAUGCUACAGAAUCGAGCAGGAAGGAUUUUCCCGGCAUGGUGCCCCAAGAUCCCCCUGAAUGCGACGAUCAGGCUGUGCCAAUGAAGGCGACACGGGGGGUAAACACAGCACAGAAUGAGUCUGUUUUCUCCACCCCAGCAAGAACUAGAGGUGCACUGAAGCGCAAGUCUACGGCGUUAGAAGACGACGACUAGAUGUGAUACUUGAAACCAUGACUAGGUAUUUCUGACAGGAUAUGUGAUGGACCACCAGCUUCUCGUAGUGGUACGAACCCUCAUCUUAGAUUGCCAAGCCUUUUCGAG
This is a messenger RNA of Cladophialophora immunda, 1223 nucleotides long. RefSeq lists its product as uncharacterized. The transcript has a single exon. Bases 264 to 1115 code for a protein of 283 amino acids. Gene Ontology annotation, biological process: maturation of 5.8S rRNA; maturation of LSU-rRNA. Gene Ontology annotation, molecular function: endonuclease activity. Gene Ontology annotation, cellular component: Las1 complex; preribosome, large subunit precursor. The record is from RefSeq and is a predicted model, not a curated record. Lineage: Eukaryota; Fungi; Ascomycota; Eurotiomycetes; Chaetothyriales; Herpotrichiellaceae.